AUGUUCUGUCAAAUACGCGGUUCAAAGUUUGUCCGUCUUAUUGACCCAAAGGAACGUGAAAGUCUCUACCUUUAUGAUGACUUGAUGAGGCAAAAUAGCAGUCAAGUCGAUGUUGAAAAUCCAGAUUUAAUUAAAUUUCCACUCUUUUCUAAUGUAAAAUGUUAUGAUAGUUUAGUGGAGGAAGGGCAAUGUUUGUUUAUACCAAAGGGCUGGUUUCAUCAUGUUCGGGGUAAAUUUAAAUAUUUCAGAAUUUAUAAAAAUAAAACUUGA
Messenger RNA from Meloidogyne enterolobii, 270 nucleotides. The record is from the annotation of a GenBank genome assembly. Lineage: Eukaryota; Metazoa; Nematoda; Chromadorea; Rhabditida; Meloidogynidae.